CAUUCUGUGGUAUUUUUGGUGUGGUAUAUUCAUAUUUGCAGGGCUGCAGUUGCAUCAGGUGGGCAGCCCGAUUGUGACACUCUCAGUCACACCUGUCAGCUGAUUUCGAAAAGUCUCUUUUCCGUGAAUUUUCCCCGUUUUCCGUCAGUUAUUUUCAUUUCUUCGACGCGAGCGGUUCGUACGGUUUUGUUUGAAAUUUGUCGAGAGUGUCGCAUCGAAAUGAUUUUUGAGGGGGAGAAUCCGCAGCAGCGCUUCGCGGUCGCCGCCCAAGCGGUUCAGGAAUCUCAGCUCCGCUGGCGUGUAUCUCAUCUACAGGCAUUAAACGCGAAGAAAAAGCAUCCUCGUCCCAGGUGCAGUGGUCGCGUCGUCAGCCGGAAUCACUUCUUUAAGCACAGUCGCGGUUUCCUGUGGUUUCUGCUCGUCAAUUUGCUCUCGGGCGUGAACCGCGUCAAUUCCCAGUUGCUAAUCAACGUUCAAAAUCAGGGCGGCGAGGUGAUCCAGGAGAGCAUUACCUCCAACAUUGGCGAGGACCUGAUAACGCUGGAGUUCCAGAAAACGGACGGCACGCUCAUCACCCAGGUCAUCGACUUCCGCAAUGAGGUUCAAAUCCUCAAGGCCCUCGUCCUGGGCGAGGAGGAGCGCGGCCAGAGCCAGUACCAGGUGAUGUGCUUCGCCACCAAGUUCAACAAGGGCGACUUCAUCUCCUCGGCGGCGAUGGCCAAGCUGCGCCAGAAGAAUCCGCACACCAUCCGCACUCCCGAGGAGGACAAGGGCCGGGAGACCUUCACCAUGAGCAGCUGGGUGCAGCUGAACCGCUCCCUGCCCAUCACCCGGCAUCUGCAGGGCCUCUGCGCCGAGGCCAUGGACGCCACCUACGUCCGGGAUGUGGACCUCAAGGCUUGGGCGGAGCUGCCAGGCUCCUCGAUCUCCAGCCUGGAGGCGGCCACCGAGAAGUUCCCCGACACGCUAUCCACGCGCUGCAACGAGGUGAGCAGCCUGUGGGCGCCCUGCCUGUGCAACCUGGAGACCUGCAUCGGCUGGUAUCCCUGCGGGCUGAAGUACUGCAAGGGCAAGGGGGCCGCCGGAGGGGAUACGUCGGGCGCCCAGCAGCAGGCGCAGCCGACGAACUAUCGGUGCGGCAUCAAGACCUGCCGCAAGUGCACACAGUUCACCUAUUAUGUGCGGCAGAAACAACAGUGCCUCUGGGAUGAAUGACGACGCGGCGAGCUGCAGCUGAUGCAGAUGCGCUGCACCAGGCGGCGGAAUGGGAGCGACGAGGGGGUAGUCACCUGCCCGGGAGAAACAAGAGCAGCAGCAGCAGCAGCAGGAUCAGCGGGAGCAGGAGCUGCAGCUGGAAAGGAUACAACGACAGCGGCAACAACGACAACCAACAAAUUAAGGCAACUGCUCUUGUUGGUCCAGCAGCAGAUGCCUUUUGCUCUGUGGAGUUUUCCGGUCCAUCACAUUUCCCAGCCCCACUCCCACUCCCACUCCCGUUCCCAUUCGCAUUCCCACUCCCAAGCCCAACAUAAACCCCGACAGCAGCAGCAUCAGCAUCAUUCUCAGGUUGCCCCCACUGCGCUUCGCCCCUCAUCCUCAUCACAAUCAUCAUCAUCAUCAUCCUCAUCGUUGUCGUCGUCGUCCGCAAUGGCCGCCAUCGUUGCGUGAUAAUGAACGCUUGGAACACCCAACUUCCCCAAUCCACUACACGUCCUCACGAAAAAAAACGAGUGUUGACACUUUUUCCGCUCACGAUUCAAGAUUCUGGACGAUGUCGUUCGAAUGCAGCCCAACGGGAGGAGCUUGAGCCACGGGAAAACACAGCAAAAAAGGAGUAAAGCGAAAUAAAUGUAAAAAUGUGCUUCUGUAUACUAUGUAUAUAUAUGUAUAUUUAACGAUGAUUAGCUUUUAGCCAGCUUACGUUUUACGCUUAUGCCGGAUUUCGUUUUAGACCUAGGUUAGGUGUCCUUAUUCAAUUUAAGCCGGAGUGAGCACGUUUGGCACAUUAAUAUCUAAUCCUUUUCUCCCUUUUUAAUCUCCUCCGUUUAAGUUCUUAGUUAUGAUUGAUAAAUAUUUGAGUAAUUCCAAUAUUUCACUUUACCUUUCCUACUUGCAUAAUACUCUUCAGCUUUAUAAACCCUUCAAGGACUUGCUAACAAUUUUUUAUACGAGCUUUCCCUUCCUUCAGUCGCUUAUUUACCUUGCCUAGUUCAAUUCCAAUUUGUUUACUUUGCCCGUUCACUUCACACUUUUCAUCCACAUUGUGUGCAGCAAUUUCGUUUCAAUUACCCUUUUAGAGCGUUUUAUAUUUCCUUUGUUUGCCUUUUCCUCCACUUCACUUUACCUUAACUGAAGCCUGAUUAGAUGUAUUAAGAAUGUUGGACACAGUAUCACGUUCCGCGCUCUUUCCACUCGUGUUGCGUUGAGCUCAAGAAUAUUAAAUAGGAAUAGCAGUAUAAAUAUAAAUAAAUUAAAUGUGGCCUUAGCAUAUUUUAUGAGCGGUAGAGAAGAGAAAUUAAUUGAACUAAGGAAUUUGUCAGGCGGCAGCAGAACUCGUAAUUAAUUGUGCUCAUAAUAGUUGUAACCGAAGAACCACGCAGGAAUACACAUAAUAUAUUGCCAUUUGGGUGAGUGUGGGGAAUCUACUAACCAAAACGACUGCCGCAGAAAAAGCUUUUCUAUCUUUUCCACUCGAAAAUGGCUGUUUGAGAUACCCUUGUCCCGUUUCCUUCUUUCUAGUCUUUCUUCCACUAAAUCUAAUCUUUAUAAACUAAACCGUAAACCGUAAACACGCCUGCCUUUUUGCCUUUGACUUGUAAUCUUUUCCACUUUAUAUUCGAAACAAUUGAAAUACCUUACGAUGAGAGAACCUUAAGCAACUUUAAUGAUACCAAUAAUAAACAAUACCAAGAACAAUAAUCUAUUGUAUAAAUUUCAAGAACCUAGUCUACUUAGAGUGUUAAAAUGGCAUAUUUUCCUAAAAGCGUACUACAAACAAGUCAGAAAAAAGUCUUUAAACAGUUUCGACGACAAGAAAAACCAACGGUGAUAAUAAUUUUUUCUACGAUAUAGAAAGGCAACUCCUUCGACUCUCUGUAUAAAAAUAAAAACGAAACGAAAUUGAUCAAGUGUAUAAAUUGAUUAGUAUUAAUAAGCAUUUAAGAGCGAAAGCAACUCGAUGAUCUGAAUUGUGUAAAGAGCAUUUGCCAAUAAUAAGCGAUUAAUCGACUAGUCCUAACAAAUAAUUGAAAUUAAUAAUUAGUCUUAAAACAAAUGCUGACAAAUUCUACGUUUUAUAAAAAAGCAAUAAUGAAAACACUAAA
Drosophila ficusphila is the source of this 3323-nucleotide messenger RNA. RefSeq names its product out at first protein (gene oaf). The record is from RefSeq and is a predicted model, not a curated record. The transcript is spliced from 4 exons. Lineage: Eukaryota; Metazoa; Arthropoda; Insecta; Diptera; Drosophilidae.